AUGGCGACCACGAAGCCACCCCCAGUCGGCCGCAAGCUCUGGGAGAACCCCAACCCAGAGUCUACCCAGCUGUACAAAUUCACCCGCGCCCUCGAAGCCCGAACCUCCCGCCGCUUUCCCACAUACUUCGACCUACAUGAUUUCUCGACCUCCCGCCGUGCUCAAUUCUGGAAAUUUUGCUUCGAUCAUUUCCCCAUGGUCUACUCCGGCGCCGUACUCGAGCCUGUCGUCGAUGAGUCCGUCCGCAUGGACUCGAUACCGCGGUGGUUCCAGGGCGUGCAGGUGAACUUCGCUGAAAAUAUUCUGUUUGUUGGUGACAAAGAUGGUAAGCCAGUGAAGAGUCCUGGCAAGGAGGACGACAAGAUCGCGUGUACGCAGGUACGAGAGGGGUCGUUCUUGGAGCCGAUCAAGCAGGUUAGUUGGGGUGAGCUGCGGAAACGUGUGGGCAGACUGGCGCAGGCGAUGCGGGCGAGGGGACUCAAGAAGGGCGAUCGUGUGGCGCUUGUGGCGAGCACAUGUCUGGACACGUUGUGUGUGUUUCUGGCGACCACAAGUUUGGGCGGUAUAUUCUCAUCGAGUAGUACAGAUAUGGGAAGCAGAGGAGUGCUGGAGCGUUUAUGGCAGAUCAAGCCCAAGUGGGUCUUCGUGGAUGACGUGUCGAUUUAUAAUGGUAAGAGAACGGAUCUGAGGGGCAAGAUGAAGGAGAUCGUGGAGGGGAUGAAGGGAACCGAGGGCUUUGAGGGUAUUGUCAGUCAGGCAAGGUUCGAGGGCAAACCGGCAGAUGUGAGUGAGCUCGAUAAGGUUACGAGCUGGGAGGAGUUCGUGAGCGCCGCGAAGAGCGACGAAUUGAUCUUUGAGAGAGUGGAAUGGAGUGAGCCAUUCUUGAUCGUGUACUCGAGCGGCACGACCGGUCAACCGAAGUGUAUCGUGCAUGGUACAGGCGGCGUCAUACUGAACGGGCACAAGGAAGCAAGGCUGCAUCGUUCUGUGGACCACACAAGCACUCAGUUGCAGUAUACGACGACAGGAUGGAUCAUGUACCUCGGGUCCGUCCAGCAAUUGCUGAUGGGAUGUCGAAUGGUGAUGUAUGACGGCUCGCCCUUUCUCCCGGAUCUGAAAACCUUCAUCAAGCUCCUCGGUCAGGAGCGCGUCACGCAUUUUGGAACGUCCCCAAGGUACAUGCAGACUCUGCAAAUGGCCAACGUCAGUCCACGCGAAGUGGCCGAUCUCAGCCAUCUCCACACUGUCACGACAACAGGCAUGGUCCUGUCUGAUGCGCUGUUCGAGUGGUUCUACGACACAGGAUUCCCCAAGAUCGUGCAUCUGGACAACAUCUCUGGCGGCACCGAUCUGGCGGGUGCAUUCGGUACAGGCAACCCGAACCUGCCUAUCUACGCCGGCGGAUGCCAGUGUAUAUCAUUAGGCAUGGCUGUAGAAGUGUUUGACCAGGAGAUCGAGGGCGGCAAGGGCAUCCGUGGAAAAGCGGUCGAGGACGGUGUGCCGGGCGAACUGGUCUGCACAAAGUCGUUCCCAACGAUGCCCGUUAAGUUCUGGGGCGAAAACGGCCAGCAGCGAUAUUUUAGCAGCUACUUCGAGAAGUAUGAUGAUUGCUGGACACAUGGUGAUUUCAUCAUGAUCCAUCCUACGACGAAGCAGGUCUUUUUCCUGGGUCGCGCAGACGGCGUAUUGAACCCCAGUGGUGUGAGAUUUGGUUCGUCGGAUAUUUAUAACGUCAUUGAGGCCUCGUUUGCGGAUACGGUCUCGGACAGUAUCUGCGUGGGUCAGAGGCGACCGAAUGACCCCGAUGAGUCGGUCAUGCUGUUCCUGUUGAUGAAGAAGGGGCACAAGUUCACCCCACAGCUGGUGCGUCAGGUGAAGCAGGCGAUCAGGAAGGAGCACAGCCCGAGGCAUGUUCCAAAAUACGUCUUCGAGACCCCCGAGAUCCCGACGACGGUAAAUCUGAAGAAAGUUGAACUACCGGUGAAGCAGAUUGUGUCAGGCAAGGUGAUAAAACCGUCUGGGACGUUAUUGAAUCCACAGAGUCUCGACUACUACUACCAGUCGCGAAGGAUGAGCACCUGA
Molecule: messenger RNA, 2082 nt
Organism: Cyphellophora attinorum
Lineage: Eukaryota; Fungi; Ascomycota; Eurotiomycetes; Chaetothyriales; Cyphellophoraceae
Product: Acetoacetyl-CoA synthetase
Exons: 4
Coding region: 1-2082 (693 amino acids)
Biological process (GO): lipid metabolic process
Cellular component (GO): cytosol
Molecular function (GO): acetoacetate-CoA ligase activity
Source: RefSeq, a predicted model, not a curated record